Homo sapiens (human) is the source of this 1468-nucleotide messenger RNA. It is a transcript of the gene RANBP1, whose product is annotated as RAN binding protein 1. The coding region runs from base 146 to 760 and encodes 204 amino acids. The record is from RefSeq and is a predicted model, not a curated record. The transcript is spliced from 4 exons. Gene Ontology annotation, cellular component: cytoplasm. Gene Ontology annotation, biological process: nucleocytoplasmic transport. Lineage: Eukaryota; Metazoa; Chordata; Mammalia; Primates; Hominidae.
GUUCGGGUCGUGGGGCGGAGGGAAGAGCGGGCGGGCGGGAGGCGCCGGCGCCAGACGCGGAGGGAAGGAGCUACGAGUAGCCGCCGAGAGGCCGCGGAGCCAGCGACGACCGACCCAGCCGAGCCGCCGCCGCCGCCGCGCCCCCAUGGCGGCCGCCAAGGACACUCAUGAGGACCAUGAUACUUCCACUGAGAAUACAGACGAGUCCAACCAUGACCCUCAGUUUGAGCCAAUAGUUUCUCUUCCUGAGCAAGAAAUUAAAACACUGGAAGAAGAUGAAGAGGAACUUUUUAAAAUGCGGGCAAAACUGUUCCGAUUUGCCUCUGAGAACGAUCUCCCAGAAUGGAAGGAGCGAGGCACUGGUGACGUCAAGCUCCUGAAGCACAAGGAGAAAGGGGCCAUCCGCCUCCUCAUGCGGAGGGACAAGACCCUGAAGAUCUGUGCCAACCACUACAUCACGCCGAUGAUGGAGCUGAAGCCCAACGCAGGUAGCGACCGUGCCUGGGUCUGGAACACCCACGCUGACUUCGCCGACGAGUGCCCCAAGCCAGAGCUGCUGGCCAUCCGCUUCCUGAAUGCUGAGAGUGAGCCAAGGGCCCUGGGGACCUGCCUGACUUGGGGCUCACCUGCGUGGCAGCGUGGCGGGUUAUGUGCAACAAAUGCUGUUGCCUUUUGGGGAGAGGGGGCAGUAACUGGGAAGUGUGUCGUGUGGGCUGCCCUGCCCUGCUGUUUGGGGGCCAUGCCCAGACUGAAGCCAUGAGCAGCGCCUUCCCCCUUAAACUCAAAGCUGUGCCAAGUAGCUGGUGAACAGCAGUGCCCGCUCAGCCGCCUUGUGGCUGGCACUUUGGUUUGCUCUCCAAGCUCCGGUUCCCAUUAGUUGUUGCGGAGCCUGAGGCCCAACCCAGGGCUUCCUCCCAGUGCUGAUCCUCGUGCCAGGCUUCUGGUUCACUGGGGCCAGGGGCCCCUCAUGGUUGCCUGGGUGCCAGCAGGGGCUGGGCAGAGAGAUCCACAGGCCCAGGCUGAUCUCUUCCCUGCUCAGAGGUCUUUCCAGUCCAGAUCGUCCAAGCUGCGUCCAGUGGCUCCUGGAGGAGUCAGUGGGUACUGUGGCCUGGCGCCUGGUAGCUGGCCGUUUGGUGCCAAGUGACCUUGUCCUUGCUGUGGGCGUGGCUGCCCCAGCAGCCUUUCCAACACGGUUGGGAGCCGAGCCUGUGGCAAAGAGGCCCAUGCCCCUUGGUUGCCUGAGGGUCCGUGCUCUACCGCUCUGCCCAAAUGGGUGCAGUCAGAUGAAGGAGACAGAAGGCCAGGGCCGAUGUCAGGUGGACCAGUCCUUUCUUAGGUCAGCAAUUACCAUGAAAUGGGUCUUCUGUGAAUCCUGACUCUUCAGACCCGGCAGGGCAUGUCUCUUCCACUGCUCACAGCUCUUAGGAAGUCUUCGCUCUCCCUUCCACAGAUGCACAGAAAUUCAAAA